AAGAAGAAGAAGAAGAAGAAGAAGGAAGGAAGGAGGGAAGGGAGGAAGGAAUAUUGGGUUGCUAGGCAACUAAAGACAAGCCUCCUCGUCAUCAUCUCUUGGAUCUGUGAGUUUUGCCCCGUUCAGCUGUCGCCUGUGGACAUCCUCUCUGCAGCAUAAUGUCUUGUGCAGCCUACUUAGAUGGCAACGCAACGCCAAAGUCCAUGAGCAGAGCCAAACAAUGGACUGACGAGGUGGAGAACUUAUACAGAUUCCAACAGGCAGGCUACAGAGAUGAACUGGAAUACAAACAAGUAAAGCAAGUUGACUUGAUCGACAGGUGGCCUGAGACUGGGUUUGUGAAAAAGCUUCAGCGUCGAGACAACACAUUCUAUUACUACAACAGAAAAAGAGAAUGUGAAGACCGGAAGUCCAUAAAGUGAAGGUCUAUGCAUAUUAAGUCAGGAGUGUCCAGCAAUCUCUUUUCCAUUUUGAAUAUCUUUUGACAUGUUUUUGAAGAAGACGUUUGUAGGAAGGAAGGCAGCACCAUCCCAACUGUGGAAUGUUGACCAGUUCACUGAAUAAAGGGUGUGAGGCUAAA
Molecule: messenger RNA, 580 nt
Organism: Oncorhynchus kisutch (coho salmon)
Lineage: Eukaryota; Metazoa; Chordata; Actinopteri; Salmoniformes; Salmonidae
Gene: meig1
Product: meiosis/spermiogenesis associated 1
Exons: 3
Coding region: 159-422 (87 amino acids)
Cellular component (GO): nucleus
Source: RefSeq, a predicted model, not a curated record